UCUUCUUCUGCCACAACACAUCUGUAAAGAAGACAGAAAAAUGGCGGACCUCAGGAAAAUCAGUUCUGGGUCUCUGCCCUAUGUAAACGUUUCCCGAAAAGUGUCAGUUCAAGGGAAGAUUUUUAUCCUACUCUGUAUAAUAUUGGCCGAACCCGGAGGAGCUACCACCCACUGGGUUGUCACUGAAGAUGGAAAAAUUCAACAGCAAGUUGACUCUCCUUUAAAUCUUAAACAUCCACAUGACCUUGUCAUCUUCAUGCGACAGGAGACCCGUGUCAACUACCUGAAGAAGUUAGAGAAGCAGCUUGUCGCUCAGAAGAUUCACAUUGAGGAGAAUGAGGACAGGGACACGGGCUUGGAGCAGAGGCACUAUAAAGAGGAUGCCGACUGUGUCAUGGCUAAAGUACCCCUGGGAGACUUGGAUCUCUACGAUGGUACCUACAUCUCCCUGGAGAGUAAAGACAUCAGCCCUGAGGAUUACGUAGAUUUUAGGUCCCCUCUACCCCCGGAUCUGGAGAAGCCUGACUGUGCCAGAGUAUUUGAGCUCCCAUAUAGUAUCCACGGUUUCCAGCAUCUCCGGGGCGUGCAGGAACAGGUGAACCUCACAUCUCCUCUGCUCUCUAAAGAGGACCCCAUUUUUGGCUCCCUGUCCCACAAACUGGGCCGCAGCAUGGACGAGGUGGGCCAUCGCAUCCAGCAGGGCCUGCUGAGGAACUCCUCAUCCUGGGUGCUGUAUAACCUGGCGUCGUUCUACUGGAGGAUAAAGAAUGAGCCCAGUCGGGCGGUGGACUGUGUGAUCCGGGCCCUGCACUUCUCACCCAGGCAGCACAAGGACCUGGCCCUGGUGAACAUGGCCAACAUCCUGCAUCGGGCCCACUUCUCGGCUGACGCUGCCAUCGUGGCUCACACUGCCCUGGAUUUGACCUCUGACCUUCUCACCAGCCACUACACCCUGGGCAACAUCUACGCAAUGCUGGGGGAGUAUAACCACUCAGUGCUGUGCUAUGAGCAGGCUCUCCAGGCCCAGCUGGGCUUUGAGCAGGCCCUGAGGAGGAAGCACGCCGUCCUCUGUCAGCAGAAACUGGAGCAGCGCCUGGAGGCCCAACACAGGUCUCUGCAGCGCACGCUGAACGAGCUGAAGGAAUACCAGAAACAGCAUGACCACUACCUGCGUCAGCAGGAGGCCCUGGACAAAUACAAGCUGCUGCAGGAAGAGCAGAUCCUCCGCAACAUCAUCCACGAGACCCAGAUGGCCAAGGAGGCACAGCUGGGCAACCACCAGAUGUGUCGUCUGGGCCAACAACAGAGCAGCCUGUUCUGCCCCUUGGACCUGCCGGUGCGUUAUCACCGUGGAGACCUGUUUGAGCACGUCCACCACAUCCAGUUUGGAGAGGAGGUCUCUGUGGCGGGCAGCGUUGCUCUGGUGUCGGAGCCCAGCACCAACCAGACCACCAGCUCACACCUCCACCCCUCUGUGUCCGGAGACCCUGAGCCUGCAGCCCUCUGGGGCCACCAGGCCUCCCCCACCGAAGACAUUCAGAGGCUGCUGUGGCCUCGGAGGGCAGACUGUGCUGAUGAGUUUCCUGUCAUCCCCCCCGCCCACCUACUACCCACCUUCUACCUCCCACCUGAGACACAGGGCCCCAGCCUCCAGACGGUGCUGUACGGUACCGGACCCCCUCCAUCCUCCCUGGCUUCUCCAGACUGUGGCCCUGUGCUCCAGCCCCCUCCAGCUGACCUGCCUGCCUCUGUGGACUGGACCUUGGAGGACAAGGAGCUGCCAGACCCUCACGCCACCCAGGUACUGCUGUCUCGCAGCAGAGGUUGGAGUUUGGAGCAGGCUGGUGCCAGCAUAGCCCAAGCCAUGAAGAAGGAUAGCGCCCCUGGCUGGUUGCUCCAGAACGAGGCGGCGUUGUUCUGGCGGGCGAAGGGUAACGGUACCAGCUCGCUGCAGUGUCUGCGCCACUCCCUGGCCUCGGCUCCGCCCACCCAGCGCCACCUGCCCCUCGUCAACGCUGCCAAUCUGCUUCUGCGCCACGGCCUCAGCGCCCACGCACACACUCUGCUGGAGGACGCCCUGGCACUCAACGCCUCUGAGCCCCACACUCUCCUGAGCCUGGUGAGCGUGAAUCUGGCCCAGGGCAACGUGACGGGCGCCCUGGACCUGUUCCGCCAGACCCUGGCUCUCUCUGCCAGUUGUGCCCAGUGCCGUGCCAGCCUGCCCCUUCUACGAUGCCUGCAGUUCUACCCCUUCCUCUACAACCUGCAGCGCUCACCAUGUCCGCAGGGUGCUUUGUGUGUCGGUGAGGAGGAUGUGACUCUACAUCUAGAUGAAUGGGAGGCUGGCAGUAGACAGAAGCAGCAGGAGGACCCCACCACCACGGCUGCCCAGGCUCUGCCUGUCUCCACAGUGGAGGAAGCCCUCCUGUUUGAGAAGGUGGUGCUGGACAGUAACGGCUCUGGAGAAGCAAGCCAACAGCCCGGAGGAGGAGAGAGGGAUGAGGAGGAGUGGCAGCUGAAGGAGGAGCUGAUGGGGGCCUUCGAGGGGGCUCUGGACGUAGGGGGCAAGCGGGGCGACCUGAGGGGCAUCCGCGUGCUGAAGAACGACCGGGUGAUGGGAGCGGGCCGGAGCGGAGGAGGGCCCUGCUUCGGGAACUGUGAGGAUGACGAGGGGGCUGAGUGGAUCACAUUCCAGGUGAAGCGUGUGAGGAAGCCCAAGGCGGACAGCCCUGAGGUCUGGGGCAGUGCUGAGGACACCCUGCAGGGGGAGACACUGCUCCCUGGAGGCCACUCUGUUCUGGAGAUCAGCGGCCCCACCAUCCCGUCCCCCGGGCCCUCAGGGCGAUGGAGGGACUAUACCGGUCUGGGCUGGCCGGGGCCAGAGGAGUGCCAGAGAACACGCAGGGUAGACCUCACCACCGUGGCCAGUACCUGGCUGGCCGUGUCUGCCAAGAACAUCGACAUCACGGAACACAUAGACUUUACCACUCCACUCCAGGAGCCUGCGGUGGAGCCAUUGUGCAACGCCAACCUGGCUGCCAGCAUGCACACCCUGGACCACCUGGCUGGCGUGGCCAACCGCGCCGCCAUCCACUACACCGGAGAGAGUCAACUCAGAGAGGUUCUACAGAAUCUGGGCAAAGAUAAGUUCUCCCCUCAGUCCUUUGAGCAGGUGGGCACGCGCAUCGCCAAGGUCUUGGAGAAGAACCAGACAUCUUGGGUCUUGUCCAGCAUGUCUGCUCUCUACUGGAGGGUGAAGGGUCAGGGCAAGAGGGCCAUCGACUGCCUACGCCAAGCCCUCCACUACGCCCCGCACCACAUGAAGGAUGUACCUCUGAUCAGCCUGGCCAACAUCUUCCAGAACGCGCGGCUGUGGGAGGACGCUCUGACCGUGGCCCGCAUGGCUGUGGAGAUCGCCCCACACUUCGUUGUCAACCACUUCACCCUCGCCAACGUCUACAUCGCCAUGGAGGAGUUUGAGAAAGCCAUGCGCUGGUAUGAGUCCACUCUGGAGCUGCAGCCAGAGUUUGCCCCUGCCAAGGACCGCCUGAGAACCAUCCAGUGUUACCUGCUAACCAAGAAGGACCGCCGUCUACCCUGAGACGACUCCACAGGAGAAGCCCUCGGCACACACACCAUACACACAUACAAAAACAUAACUUACAGUAGUUACUCGCAAGAAAUCGCUUGUUGAUUUUUUUUUUUUUUAAACGUUUGUUUUAAGUCUUUGCCAUAUAAUUUAUGUCUAAAGGAAUUCAGGGGUUCCAUUCACUGUGACCUCAGACUGUUCGUAGGGGGUAAAACCAACCACUUCCAUUCGCUGUGACCUCAGACUCUGGUCGUAGGGGGUAAAACCAACCACUUCCAUUCGCUGUGACCUCAGACUCUGGUCGUAGGGGGU
Oncorhynchus keta (chum salmon) is the source of this 3901-nucleotide messenger RNA. It is a transcript of the gene ttc17, whose product is annotated as tetratricopeptide repeat domain 17. The transcript is spliced from 24 exons. The coding region runs from base 41 to 3601 and encodes 1186 amino acids. Gene Ontology annotation, biological process: actin filament polymerization; cilium organization. Lineage: Eukaryota; Metazoa; Chordata; Actinopteri; Salmoniformes; Salmonidae. Gene Ontology annotation, cellular component: actin cytoskeleton; cytoplasm. Gene Ontology annotation, molecular function: protein binding. The record is from RefSeq and is a predicted model, not a curated record.